Messenger RNA from Musa acuminata AAA Group (dessert banana), 2312 nucleotides. RefSeq names its product glutamyl-tRNA reductase 2. The record is from RefSeq and is a predicted model, not a curated record. The coding region runs from base 378 to 2015 and encodes 545 amino acids. NCBI's taxonomy places the organism in Eukaryota, Viridiplantae, Streptophyta, Magnoliopsida, Zingiberales, Musaceae. Gene Ontology annotation, molecular function: NADP binding; glutamyl-tRNA reductase (NADP+) activity. The transcript has 3 exons. Gene Ontology annotation, biological process: tetrapyrrole biosynthetic process.
CAACCAAUCAGAAGCCCCAAAUCUCCGAUAUCCCCAUCUCCUCCUCCCCUCCCCGCCACAACCAAAUCACCGUCAAUCCAAGCGCCACACGCGUCUCCCUCCUCCGCCACAAGCACGGCGGUCGACCCAAGCACACCACACGCUCGUCUCUCCGGGUCCCCACUCGCCCAGCCAACACUUUCAUUUUACCUCUCUCCUCUAGUAUCUAUCUAUCUCCUCCCUCCUCUAGUGUUUGAACAAAUCUGUAGUGUUCGCCCUCCGCAAAGGGAUAUUUAAGAAAGAAGGGUCGACAAAGGAGACGUUCUGCUUAGAUUUCAGUUAUUCAAAGAGGAAGAAGAAGUUGCAUUUGCGAGCUCUCAAUCCGCUUCUAUUCUACAAUGGCAGCUGCGAACAGUCUCGCCACAGCAUUUCUAGGUGCGGCGGCGGCGAAGGCGGAGCCUUUCCGUGCAAACAGGUCAUCCAAGUCCACCGCGUCUCCUGCUUUUAGCUUUAGGGUUUGCCAGAGAGGUGUGGCCUUCUUUGGGAGCCGGAGAGGCGCUGUCCGAAGGAGCCCGCGGUGCGAGGUUCAGGUUGAUAUCAAAGAGAAGGCAGCAGCCAGCAUCUCUGCCAUCGAGCAGUUCAAGAUCUCUGCCGACCGUUACAUGAAGGAAAGGAGCAGCAUAGCUGUUAUUGGCCUAAGUGUCCACACUGCUCCAGUGGAGAUGCGAGAAAAGCUUGCUGUUCCAGAGGCACAAUGGCCCCGUGCUGUUGGAGAUCUGUGCGGUUUGAAUCACAUAGAAGAAGCUGCAGUUCUCAGUACCUGCAACAGAAUGGAAAUAUAUGUGGUUGCCCUUUCCUGGCAUCGUGGAAUCAGAGAAGUAACGGAGUGGAUGUCUAAGGCCAGUGGCAUUCCAGUUUCAGAGCUUAGACAACAUCUCUUCAUGCUUCGCGAAGGUGAUGCCACGAGGCAUUUGUUUGAGGUAUCAGCUGGGCUUGAUUCUCUAGUCCUGGGAGAAGGACAGAUCCUUGCACAAGUUAAACAGGUGGUAAGAGUUGGUCAAGUUAGUGGAGGGUUGGGGAAAAACAUCGACAGGAUGUUUAAGGACGCCAUAACAACUGGAAAGCGGGUUCGUAGUGAGACCAACAUAGCAUCUGGUGCAGUCUCCGUAAGCUCCGCGGCUGUUGAAUUGGCUCUUAUGAAGCUCCCAAAGCCCCACUGUGGAUCUGCCCGAAUGCUGGUGAUUGGGGCCGGCAAGAUGGGUAAGCUUGUGAUCAAACAUUUGGCUGCAAAAGGAUGCAAAAAGGUCGUGGUUGUAAAUAGGUCGGUGGAAAGAGUAGAAGCCAUUCGUGAGGAGCUGAAAGAUAUUGAAAUAAUUUACAGACCUUUCUCCCAGAUGCACUCAUGUGCUGCUGAAGCUGAUGUCGUGUUCACAAACACAGCAUCUGAGACACCAUUGUUCUUGAAAGAACAUGUCCAAGUUCUUCCUACUGUGAGCGAGGAUGUGGGGGGUGUAAGGCUCUUCGUCGAUAUAUCAGUCCCUCGGAAUGUGGGAUCCUGUGUUGCAAGUCAUGAGCAUGCACGGGUUUACAACGUUGAUGAUCUUAAGGAGGUUGUCGAGGCUAACAAAGAAGACAGGUUGAGGAAGGCAAUGGAAGCUCAGACAAUAAUCACUCAAGAGUUGAAGAGGUUCGAAGCAUGGAGGGAUUCUUUGGAGACUGUCCCUACCAUCAAGAACUUAAGGUCGUAUGCUGAUAGAAUCAGGGCAUCGGAGCUUGAGAAAUGCUUGCAGAAAGUUGGUGAAGAUGCUCUGACGAAGAAAAUGAGAAAGGCAAUUGACGAGCUCAGCACCGGUAUAGUUAACAAGCUUCUCCAUGGGCCACUGCAGCAUUUGAGAUGUGAUGGCAACGAUAGCAGGACUCUCGAUGAGACCCUUGAAAAUAUGCAUGCACUUAAUAGGAUGUUUAACCUACACACUGAUCAGAAAGCAAUCUUGGAGCAGAAGAUCAAAGCCAAGCUGGGAAAAACUCAGGGUUGAGUCACCUAACUUCUUGUUGGAUGGGCAACUCAAUACAUUUCUUCGAGACUCCUCUGUGUUUCUACAUAUUUUUGACAUCUUUUCGUUCAUGAUCUCAGCACAUUCGCCCAGUCGAUCAAUAAGAGAAGAACCUUCUCAUAGACAAGCCAGAUCGAUGCUUUGGCAGUCCCACUGCUGUAGUUUCUUAUAUGAUGGCAGCCUUUGUAGUUACUGAUUGUGCAUGACACAUCAACUAGUUGUACAUAUAUUACAUGCUUCAACUGCUAAAAUUGAUCGAAUAUUAGGUUGCUUGAUUCA